Molecule: messenger RNA, 2971 nt
Organism: Rhinopithecus roxellana (golden snub-nosed monkey)
Lineage: Eukaryota; Metazoa; Chordata; Mammalia; Primates; Cercopithecidae
Exons: 2
Coding region: 497-1597 (366 amino acids)
Source: RefSeq, a predicted model, not a curated record
GGGAGGAGCACCCCUCUGCAGAGAAGUAAAACUGCUUUGCUGAAAAUCUUUUGUUUGAGUGUUCAAUUUGCUUAGGAUUUUGAGCAUUAUUUCUAACAAUUCUGGCACCCAACGUGGGGCAAAUAUUCUCCAUCGGGAGGGGGUCUUUGGUCACCCCACCCAGUGGGGAUGCGUCCCACUGUCUAGUUACAGUGGCCCAACGGUUGGGGGAUCAGGGCCCUCCCACUGUGAUGAAUAAAUCUGGGUUCUCAGCAAAGUGGGGAGGAGAGGCUUGCAAGACUGUGGCAAUAUGAAGACCACAUAACUCUUCUGCAUGGACCAAGACUAAAGGUUUCCUAGCACAGGCGCUGCCCCUGGAGUUUCCAGCACAUCAGCAUCAGCCUGGAGACCACGUCCUCAUUAAAGAGUGGAAGGAAGGGAAGCUCAAACCAGCCUGGGAAGGAUGCUACCUAGUUCUCCUAACUACUGAGACUGCAGCCCGGACAGCAGAAAGAGGAUGAACUCAUCACACCGGAGUCAAAAAGGCGCCACCACCCCCAGAAUCAUGGACUGUCACUCCAGAGCUCACCCCCACCAAACUAACUCUAAAAAGAGGCUAAUAAUCACUUGUUUAUUUUCUUUUUUCUUUUCAACAGAAGGUCAUCUUGUCAUCAAUGUAACUCAGGCUAGUCAUCCUUUAACCCUUCAGUUCAACGCCUGUUCAGUCAUCCUGUGUGGAGACGAGCAAGCUCAAAGGAAGCACUCCCAUGUUGAUAAGUAUCUAUGUCCAUACCGCAAAGAGUCAACCAAGUAUAAGUAUGGAUCUUUAAAAAGUCCCUGUAGUGACUGGGCAGAUGUUUGGUGGACCACUAAGUACAAAGGGUGGACAGCUAGGCCCCCGGUUUCAAAUAGGUUACGGGGACUAAAACGAAAACUCCAACUGGUCCGUGGUCCCACCCCACCAAAUUGCAAGUCAUUGCACUGUAACCCUUUAUUGCUGAUUAUAAAUAAUCCCCGGACAAUGGCGCAAGAACCCUCUAUAUUCGAACGGUAUGGGUUAGGAGCAGACGUUGCAGGACAAGACCCUGUCGGUAUCUUCUCUCUAAGGUUAGUUAAACCACUGGUUAACAAUAAUAAAGAAAUUCGGACCCAGAGUCCGGGAGACAGGUGGAACCCAAUGCUCUCUCCAAGUAUAGUGAGUCCAACAUCCUCCUCCCAUCUACAAAAUGACCCAAACAAGGUAACAGUUGUGGAGGUAGAAAACUUAAGGCAAACUAUAGCUCUAGAGACAGGAUAUCAAGAUGCAAAUGCUUGGCUGGAAUGGAUUAAAUAUUCCGUCCUCACUUUAAACAAAAGCGAAUGUUACGCUUGUGCACAUGGUAGACCAGAAGCCCAGAUUGUUCCCUUUCCACUUGGAUGUUCUUCCAGCCAGCCAGGCAUGAGCUGUAUGGUAGCUCUCUUCCAAAACUCCUCAGCCUGGGGCAAAAAUCAUGCCAAGCUCUUUCUCUGCUCUUCCCUGAAAUUCGACACCCUGCGGACCAGCCCCCGAGGGUCAUCCAGCAUCCAUCUCCCAAUGCCAAUUUUACUUCGUGUCUCUCACGACAGGGAGAAAACUUGACUUUCCUGGGAGCCUUAACAGGAUACAGUGAGCUUAAACUCUUCCAAGAGCUUACCCAUCAGUCUGCCCUUAACCAUCCUCGAGCAGAUGUGUGGUGGUAUUGUGGUGGACCAAUACUGGACACUUUGCCAAGUAACUGGAGCGGAAUUUGUGUACUAAUUCAAUUGGCCAUCCCUUUCACCCUGGCAUUUCAUCAACCGGAAAGAAUAGGAACCAAACAUCGUCAAACAAGAGAGGCCCCCAUGGCUCCUUUGAUUCUCAUGUUUAUGUAGAUACCAUUGAGGUCCCACAAGGAGUGCCAAAUGAAUUUAAGGCCCGAAAUCAAAUAACUGCCAGAUUUGAAUCUACGUUCUUCUGGUGGCUAACAAUGAAUAAAAAUGUGAAUUGGAUAAAUUACAUUUAUUACAAUCAACAAUGAUUUAUGAAUUAUACUAGAGAUGCUAUUAAAAGGAUAGCUGAACAAUUAGGAACCACCAGUCAAAUGGCCUGGGAAAAUAGGAUAGCAUUAGACAUGAUACUAGCAAAGGAGGGCAGAAUUUGUGUCAUGAUUGGGAACCAAUGCUGUACUUAUAUCUCUAACAAUACUGCUCCCGGCGGGACCAUAACUAAAGCAUUACAAGGUCUUACUGCCUUAUCAAAUGAGCUAGCCAAAAAUUCUGGACUAAACGAUCCCUUCACAAAUGUAACAGGAAAUUAGCUCGGUAGAUGGAAGGGACUUAUGCCUUCAAUCCUCAUUUAUCUUGCCAUCGGAAUAGGGUUGCUUAUUCUUGUAGGGUGUUGUAUUACACCUGUGCCUGAGGACUAAUACGAAGACUUAUUGAAACAGCUCUCAUUAAAAGCUCUGACGAUCCUCCUACCCCUUAUUCAAAUGUGCUUUUCCUUCUUGAAGGCCAAGUAGAACAACAGAGCCAAAUUAUGCUAACAAGGUUUGAAGAGAAAGAGUUAUAAAAAAAGAAGGGGAAAGCUGUGGGUUUGAUGAGGUUUCUCUUCAAACAGCCUGAUCAAUCCUUUAAUCUUUAAUUCAUAGCACUCCCCCUUUCCCUUUUCUCAUCUUUCUUCCUUUCUGCCUUUGUUACAUGCCCAGACAUGCUACAGUACCAGGUGUCAUCAGUACCAGCUCACAUUCCUUUCCUUAUUUGGAAAGAAGACUAGCUCUCUAGCUCAUUGCAGACACCCUUUCCCUUUCCCCUCUCUCCCCACCUUAUCUAAAGAAAGUUCAAAUGUUUAGCCAACCAGGACUAGUUUAGAUUGUGCAGCUCGACUCUGGCCAAUGGGAAAAGGGCACAGGGCAGUACUUGCAUCAGGAAUAAAGGCCGUCAUGCCCCUUUGUUCAGGUGUGCUCUCAUGGCGACUGACCAAGCAGAAGCACCCCCU